GUGGUGCUCGGGCCAGGGGGCGGGGAGAGAGCCUUCACUCACCAUGGCAACGAUUGGCUUCCAGGCCGCAACCCUUUCCUGAUAAUAUUAUCUCUCUCGCUCUCUCGCCAUAUUAAAAUCGACCCUCCGGUGGCGGGCGGUUGGUGGGUGGGGGGAGGAGGGUCCUGAGGAUAUCAAUGAGCGAUGAGAGGCGAGUAAAAGGAUGAUAGCGAGCAGCUCUGGCCUCUUGACCCUGGCUUCGUGCCUGUUGCUCUGUCGCUGCUCGGCCGCCCGGAAGACGAUGGUGGUGCUGCACCAUAACGACUCAAGCGAGUUGCCGCAGCCGCAGCCGAAUCCGCACCCGCACCCGCAGCAGGAGCCGCAGCCGCAGCCGCAGAGGCAGCUGCCCCAGCCGGAGCUAUCCGAGUCACCUCAGGCCGUGUGCCCGGAGCUGUGCCGCUGCUACAUCAACAUCCUGUCGUGCCACCCAGCCAAGCCGGUGGGCUCGCACAGCCACGAUGCGGCCGUCGACCUCGGGGAGGCGGCCCCCACCGAAUCCAGCGGCAAUGGCAGCAAAUCUCCGCACUCCAAGCACAACAGCAACACCACGGAGGAGGAUGAGAACAGCAUGAAGAUUCUCACUGAAAUACCCUCUGGGAUUCGAGGCACCAUGUCUGGCAACGUCCUGACACCAUUCACCGUACUGGAUUUUCGAGAUAACAACGUUUCAUUCAUAUGGAAAGACAACUGGUUAUUUUAUCCAGGUGCAGAAUAUCUAAAUUUAAAGGGAAAUCGUAUAACGGAUUUGAUUCCAGAAACUUUUGAAGGUCUCUCACAUUUGAAAUACUUGUUUUUAUCUUAUAAUCAGAUUAGGUUUAUUGCAGAUUAUAUGUUCCAGCCUACUCCAGAAAUUGAACUUAUUGAUAUCAGCAACAAUCAUUUGUAUGCAGUACAAAGGGAUCUUUUUAGGACAAAGCAUGGAUUGCCUUCCCUGAAAGUCUUGGAUCUGAGCAAUAAUAAUAUAUUAGUUUUGGGUCCUGGCGCCUUUUCACAACUAUCAAGUUUACACUUCUUGAACAUAAGUGAUAAUUAUUUAAGCUUAAUAGGAAAUGGUGCUUUUGAUCGUCUAUCUUCAAUAAUCUAUUUAGAUCUUCGUGCAACCUCCAUUUCUCUUGAUGUUCUCAAAGGUAUCUUAGAGAGUACAGUAAAUAUUGUCAACCUGUACAUAUCUCAUACUUUAAAAUGUUGCUUAUGCAAGUAUCCACAUCUGGACAAGCUUAUUCUGACAAGAAAUGUGGAGAUUAACUGCAAAAAUAUCUUUUGCACCAUAUCACUGAUGCAGUGUUAUACAAAGGAAGUCAAGAAACAGAAUAUAUUAAAAGAUAAAGAAAGAAUUAUUGAAGAAAUGGAGGCAGUCAAAGCUAGUGCUAUUACAAGACUUUCAGGAGAGAAACACAGUGAUGGCACUGAAAGAAAGCCAAUUAAGUUGGAACGUUCUCGACAUCCUGAACCAAGUAUUUUGUCAGUUGCUCGAGUACAACCAGAAUUAGGUCUCGAAAUUCUGAAUAAGGAUUUACAAUUAGGUGACAAACAGGCAGAAAUAAAAGAAGAGAUAUUGAACAAAAACUUGGAAAUAAAAAACAAAAUAAAGAAUGAGGAAUUAGCCAGAAAUAAAGAAAGAGAGAAACUGAAGCAAUAUAACAUAGCUAAGUUAUCUUCAAGUUCACAACGACCAGAGCUGCCUGCUUCAGGAAAUGAAGAAAAUACUUUGGGCAGACUGCAUAAAUUGAAGGAAGCUUUAAAAUCACUUUAUCACUACGCCUCUCAUCGAAUUGCUAGCAGAGAUGCUGAUCAAUUUGCAGUUAAACUUGACUCCUGAAACAAUGGAGCAUUACUUUGAACAGGACAGAACAGAAACAUCAAAUUUUAAAUUUUGAUGUAGAAAUUAUCACAAUGCCAAAUGAUUCAUUUUUUUGUGAUUAAGAAAUAAUCCAAAAAUAAAUUGGGGUCAACGUUUAAGGUAAAUUGAUUUUCUGAUGCUUUAUGGUUGUCAGCCUGUACAUAAUACAUUUAUCCACGCUACAACACCAUUGGAACAUUUUCUCUAUGACAAUAAUAUUGCUGUUUUAUAUAUAAAAAUUAUUGAAGCAUUUUUCUUUUCCAAAUGUAUCAGAACAUUUACAGACUUGCCAACAGCUACUAGUUUCGGCAAUUAAUUAAUCAGAGCAAUAAAGAAAAAGCUUGAAAAUGUCUCAAGGUUGUCAUAGAAAAUUUAUCAGCAUGAUCCAAUUUCCAUCAAAGAAAUAAAGUUCAAAAUUGGCAAAACUGAAUGCAUGCUCAAAAAAAAACAUGGAGACAAGGUAGAAACACACAAAGAGGCCAACGCAUCUAAAAUGUGAGAGAUGGGAACUAUGAAAUCAAGGCAACAUGGAGGAAUGUAAGGUCAUAGAAAAAUGAAAGAAAUAAGUAAAACAAUACCUUCCAUUCUUUAUUACACAAAAGAGAUUUGUCCAUAGAGAUCAAAUGUGAAUAGAAGUACAUUUUGUGCAUACUAGAUUUAUGUAAUUUAAAGUAAAAAAAAAAUCUGAAAUAAUAAAAGGUGAAGAAUACAUUUCAAAUAGAUAGGACUCAAAUCCCAUAUA
Chiloscyllium plagiosum (whitespotted bambooshark) is the source of this 2621-nucleotide messenger RNA. RefSeq lists its product as uncharacterized. Lineage: Eukaryota; Metazoa; Chordata; Chondrichthyes; Orectolobiformes; Hemiscylliidae. The record is from RefSeq and is a predicted model, not a curated record. Gene Ontology annotation, molecular function: protein binding.